Molecule: messenger RNA, 873 nt
Organism: Chenopodium quinoa (quinoa)
Lineage: Eukaryota; Viridiplantae; Streptophyta; Magnoliopsida; Caryophyllales; Amaranthaceae
Exons: 7
Coding region: 1-873 (290 amino acids)
Source: RefSeq, a predicted model, not a curated record
AUGGCGGCUUUUGGUGUCGUUUUCCCAAGAAUCGAGCCCAAGCUUGCUCGUCUUCAGAAUGAUUACUGGAAACAUUUGGCUACUAGCCAUGCCUAUAAAGUGAACUUCUAUUAUAGGACUAUUGUUAGGGAUUGUGAAGAUGCACAACUUCCUCAAUACAAAUUUGAUUUGUGUCCUUCGACAAAAUCCUUAAACAAUAGGUCAAUGAGCAAGUGGUAUUAUAACUCAUGCAAGAAUUGUAACAAAAAGGUUGACUAUGAAGGUGGUGGAAAAUACUGGUGCAAAAAAUGUGACUCACACGUCAAAUCUGCACCACCAAGGUAUAAACUUACAAUUAUAGUAGAGGAUGAUAGUGGAACUGCCAGUUUUGUUAUGUUUGAUCGGGAAGUUUAUCAAAUUUUGCAAAUAUCUGCAGUGGAUUUGAAAGAGAAGUUAUCAAAGGAUGGCAAAGAUGAUUCAUCAUUUCUGGAAGAACUUGACAUGCUUAUCAAUAGGAAAUUGUUGUUCCGAUUUCAUAUCUCUAAAUACAAUCUUAGUCAUAGUUGGGAUAAGUAUAUUGUUCUAAGAAUAAGUGAUGAUGAACAAUUGAUCAAAUCAUUCUUGGAUGUCAAUGGUGGUUUGCAGGAAAAGGAUGUGGAGAUUGAGUCUAUUGAUGAAUCAAGUAAAUCUUCGGUCGUGAAAGAUAAGGAAUUGGCCACCGUUGUAUGUGAUAAUGAAAAUCCUAAUGUAUCCUUUAUCACUCCAACAAAAAGACCUCUUGAUGAUGCUACAAAUGUAGGGAUUGACGAUGAAACAAGUUCGGCACAACGCUCUACUAACAAAAAGAAGGUCGUGGUUAAGAUUGAAAAGGAAGACAAUACCAACAAUGGAUGA